This is a messenger RNA of Oryzias latipes (Japanese medaka), 6058 nucleotides long. The record is from RefSeq and is a predicted model, not a curated record. NCBI's taxonomy places the organism in Eukaryota, Metazoa, Chordata, Actinopteri, Beloniformes, Adrianichthyidae.
GAGGGUCAUACAACAGUAAUGAAUGGAAAUACAGCGGAGCCAAGAAAGUUGAGCAGCAUCUAGAACUAUUACAGUGAGUAGGCAGAUGAAAAAAGUUAGCUUCAAGAGUGAAACAAACCCCGUUUGAAGUUAUGGAUUGGCCGGGUAAACCAGGGUCUGCGAACUGGAAGAAAAUACAGCUGUAUUUUUGUAGAAACUUUUGAACUUUUUGUUUUUCUUUUGAAGGGGAAUUUCAUCUUAACUCACGGUUGUGGGUAAAUGGCAUUUUGCGACGUUAACUGGACUCCAAAACGUGGAUUAUUUGAAUUCAUCCUUGAAUGAAACAACUGGAAUACUUCGAAAACUCACUGCUUGGAUUUUUACCACAGAGACGGACGCUUUGUAGUUGACAGCAAAGCCAUGGGAAACAUAGAAAGUGUGGACGGACAGUCGGAGAUGAAGCAUCACAUCAUGCCUCUGAAGGUGCCCAUGCCCGACCCCACCGAGCUGGAGGAGAAGUUCGCCAUUGUUUUGAACUCAAUGAACUUGCCUCCAGACAAAGCCCGGCUGCUACGACAAUACGACAACGAGAAAAAGUGGGAUCUAAUCUGUGACCAGGAGAGGUUUCAGGUGAAGAACCCACCUCACACCUACAUCCAGAAGCUCAGAGGAUACUUAGAUCCAGGAGUCACACGAAAGAAGUUUCGUAGGCGUGUUCAAGAAUCCACAAAAGUCCUACGAGAGCUGGAGAUAUCUCUGAGGACAAACCACAUUGGGUGGGUGAGGGAGUUCCUCAAUGAUGAGAAUCGGGGUCUGGAUGUCUUGGUGGAGUACCUUUCCUUUGCCCAGUGUGCUGUCAUCUAUGGAACCGUGUCAAACAGCAGAACCAUCAAAAACUCGCGGCUCGUGAGUCAAAAGGACGAUGUGCACGUGUGCAUCAUGUGCUUGAGAGCCAUCAUGAACUAUCAGUACGGCUUCAACAUGGUCAUGUCUCAUGCACAUGCUGUCAAUGAAAUUGCUCUGAGCCUGAACAACAAAAACUCACGGACAAAAGCGUUGGUCCUUGAGUUACUCGCUGCCGUCUGUCUGGUCCGAGGAGGUCACGAGAUCAUCCUUUCAGCAUUUGACAACUUCAAAGAGGUUUGCAAGGAGAAGCACCGGUUUGAGAGACUGAUGGAUUUCUUCCGCAGUGAGGAGGGAAACAUUGACUACAUGGUGGCUUGCAUGCAGUUCAUCAACAUUGUGGUCCACUCAGUGGAAGACAUGAACUUCAGAGUGCAUCUGCAGUAUGAAUUCACCAAGCUGGGACUGGAUGAUUAUCUGGAGAAAUGCAAGCAUACAGAGAGCGACAAACUGUCCGUGCAGAUCCAGGCUUACCUGGAUAAUGUGUUUGAUGUGGGUGGCCUGCUGGAAGAUGCAGAGACGAAGAAUGCGGCCCUGGAGAAGGUGGAGGAACUGGAGGAGCACCUGUCCCAUGUGACAGAGAAGCUACUAGAAGUUGAAAAUGAAACAAUGAUGAAAGUUGCAGAUUUGGAGAAAAUUCUUCUCCAUAAAGACAAAGAGUUGCAAGUCAUACGGGAGACGUACGAGUCGACCAACACCCAGGUCCACACCCUAAGGAGGAUGAUCAAGGAGAAGGAUGCGGCAUUCCAGAGGCACUUUAACAUUGAGAGGAGACUGCUGGAGCUGGAGCAGCAGGGCACCAUCCGCUUGCAUAAGAAAGCUGAUGGGGAAAUCACCAUCGAGCCUCUGGGUGUGGGAUGCGGAGGCAGUGGAUUUGGAAUACCUAUAGGAGACAUUGGACAGCUGUCUUUGGGUUCGACGGCUGUGCUAAGAGGACCUGGAGGACCAGACCUCAGCUUACCACCAGCCAGCGAAGCUCCGCCUCCCCCACCGCCUCCCCCACCUCCACCUCCUCUGCCGUCUGCUUCAGCAGUGCCGGUCCCACCACCUCCACCUCCACCCCUUGCACCCCCUCUCCCAGAUGCUUCUCCAUCUGUCAUCCUUAGUGUAGGACUGUCAGCUAUCAGGAUCAAGAAGCCAAUCAAGACCAAGUUCCGCUUGCCUAUUUUUAAUUGGACGGCUUUGAAGCCCAACCAGAUCAACGGCACAGUUUUCAAUGAGAUUGAUGAUGAGCGUGUGCUCGAGGAGCUGGACCUGGAGAAGUUUGAGGAGCUGUUCAAGACUAAAGCCCAGGGUCCAGUUGUGGAUCUUUCCUGCACAAAGAACAAAGUAGCUCAGAAAACGGUCAAUAAAGUUACUCUUCUGGAUGCUAACCGCUCCAAGAACUUAGCCAUCACGCUGAGAAAAGCCAACAAGACCACAGAGGAGAUCUGCAAAGCAAUAGAGAAGUUCGACCUCAAGGCCUUACCUGUCGAUUUUGUGGAGUGCCUGAUGCGUUUCCUUCCCACUGAAGCUGAGGUGAAGGUGCUCCGCCAGUACGAGCGCGAGCGGCGCCCGCUGGAUCAGCUGGCAGAGGAGGAUCGCUUCAUGCUGCUGUUCAGCAAGAUAGAGAGGCUCACGCAGAGAAUGAACAUCAUCACCUUUGUGGGGAACUUUGCGGACAACAUCAGCAUGCUGACGCCGCAGCUCAACGCCGUCAUCGCCGCCUCUGGUUCAGUCAAAUCCUCACCGAAGCUGAAGAGAAUGCUGGAGAUCAUUCUAGCCUUGGGGAACUACAUGAACAGCAGCAAAAGAGGCUGUGUUUAUGGCUUUAAACUACAAAGUCUUGACUUGCUGCUGGACACUAAAUCCACAGACAGGAAGAUGACUUUGCUUCACUACAUCGCCCUGAUUGUGAAGGAGAAGUACCCUGAACUGGCCAACUUCUACAAUGAAUUGCACUUUGUGGACAAAGCAGCAGCAGUCUCUCUGGAAAACGUGCUGCUGGAUGUUCGAGAGCUGGGCAAAGGCAUGGAUCUGAUCCGGAGAGAGUGCAGCCUCCACGAUCAUCCGGUCUUGAAGAGCUUCCUCCAGGGCAGCGAUGCACAGCUGGACAAGCUGCAGAAGGACUCCAAGGCAGCUGAGGAAGCCUUCAACAGUGUGGUGAACUACUUUGGAGAGAGCGCGAAGACGACUCCUCCCUCCGUCUUCUUCCCAGUGUUUGUGCGCUUCAUCAAGGCCUACAAGGAUGCAGUGGAAGAAAACGAAAUGAGGAAAAAGCAGGAGGAAGCAAUAAGAGAAAAGUUGCUCGCUCAGGAGGCUAAACAGCAGGACCCCAAGGUCCAGGCCCAAAAGAAGAGGCACCAGCAGCAGGAGCUCAUUGCGGAGCUGCGCAGGCGGCAGGCCAAAGACCACCGGCCCGUUUACGAGGGCAAAGAUGGCGCUAUUGAGGACAUCAUCACAGUACUGAAGAGCGUGCCCUUUACAGCUCGCACUGCUAAACGCGGCUCACGGUUCUUCUGUGAAGCCAACCUCUGCGACGACGCCAACUGCUAGCCCCUCCCCCCUCUUCCUAACGCCAAGGUUAUCCAGGUGUCGCUCAUAUGCCUUGUUACCCCACUGUGCAUGCAGCAUGACUUGUUCUGCACCCCUAAUCCUAGCGUGUCGACUAACUUGGGGCCAUCAUGAGUCGCGCUCUACCCGAUUUGACUCCUAUCAGGUGUUUGGUGAUAGGAGUCAGCCAAACCUCUUUGCUCGGCUUCUUGGGAAAAGUGGCUGCACUCAGGCCCAAAGAUGGGAGAUUUUUUCUGAAUGUGAGAAAAAAAAAACACAGAGUUGACUGUGAUUUAAGUUCAUAUUUAUCAUGCAUGGCACAAACAACUGGACCGUUGUCCCUGAAAUCUUUGGGAAUUGAACUGAAGAGGUUUGGCUAUAUUCCUGGUACCUUUUUGUUUUUACUAACCUUUGGUUGCUCUGGCUAACAUUACUCUGUUUCAAUCAACCAUAACGGUUUGUUCUACCCCCUCCAGCUGAAAAGAAGAUAAAUGACAGUAUUUGGCACUGCUGACAGAGGGUAAGGAAGGUAGUCUGGCUGAAAGCGGCCUGCUUGGCUCUCAGCUCCUGUGUGCUGCUACAGUAAUGUUAGCUGCUUCUGCAAGCACUUUGAAGACACAAGCUCUGCAGCUCUGCCAUUCGUUUGAGUACACAACAGAACAGUGUCCGCUUUAAAGAUUCACCUUUCAGGAGGCCGGACAUCAUCUUGCUGCAGAGAAAUGACCUUUUUCUAGCUUUUGAGAUGUUUUUUUUUAUGAUUCAUGUGGAGCAAAUGUUCUUUAAUAGUUUAGAUGUAUAGCCUCAAAGUCCAUCCUCUCUUUGUGUUUUUCAUGUCUUGCAUGUUGUCCAGUGUUCAUUGACUCCCUCACCUGUCCAAAUGUGGCUUUGUUUGUCUUUGUCGUUGCUCAGUGUGUUUGGUCAACAGGCUUCAGAAGGCACACGCCAGCAGCGUGUGUUCCAAAUUAUAACCAACAGUUUUUAAGGGACUGGUUUUUUUGUUUUUGUUUUUUAAAUGGGGGAGCUUGUUGACCGUUUUUGGUGUGAGGUUUAUUUGUGUCCUUGCUGCUCCGGCUGCUCUCCCAAAGCCUUGAAUUUCUCUCAUCGCUAACUCUGCUAGACGAAAUACAAGGUUAUGGGAAUUUGGCUUUGUGUUGAUUUAAAGAAUAAACCUCAGUUGGCAUUUUCUUUAAAUAACUUUUGAAAAAUGAUCAGUUUUCCAAAAGGAAAUCUUGUUUUUUCAUCCUGGCAUUUUUAAUUGUACUUCUUAAUUUCAUCGUCUCCACUGUAACAAAAAUGCGAAUAAAAUAAGAUAUAAGCCUCUUCCUUAUGUACAUCCAAGAAAAUGGGAACUGAGUGUAAAUCCUGGGCACUUACUGCUUUAAAAUUCCCAGCCCUGCCAAAAAAAUAAAAUCAUCUUUAAGACAGCUGAUGCAUUUGACGUUUUUGGUCCUCUAACAUGUGUGUCCCUCCUGCCCCCCCUCCCACCUUCCUUGCCUACUCACAGAUCUGCGAAACCAGCCCUUCCUGCGAGCUGACGCACUGAUCCGGAGCUGUUGGAAGAGACCUUAAACCACUUAUCUGUCACUUAUCGCUGCCCUCAUAACCCUCGCUCCCAUGUGUCUGUGGUCAAUGUCAACCCGAGGCUGCAGAUGAAGGAGGGACGGGAUGGAGCUGCUUAAUUUAUUUAUUUAUGAAGGCCCUUUAUAGCCACUGUUAGGUGAGCGUUCACCAUUACAGAAGCACGGCAAAGCUUCACUUCAGACGUCUUCUGGGGCUCUGUGCUGGGAGAAACCUGCAGCACAGGUGAGAGUGGCAGAGACAGGGUGAAGGAAAGAAGGGCCCUUCGCCGGCAUGGGGCGGUUCCCGUCAACGUCUCUUGCCCCUCAGAUGGAGCCGUGAAGGCAGGACUCAGGACUGGGAGGCAGCUGGGAAAAGCUAAACCUUUUUCCAAACUGGGAACCUUUGCAACAUGUGGAUUGUGUAACAGCAGUCAAAACUUUACAUUGAGAUUGUAUCCUGAAGAUAAAAACAGUCACUUUAACCAUUUCCUUUGGACAAGCUAUUUAAGCCAAAACGAAUUCUUCGUGUCAGAAGUGCCUUUUGUGUAAACAGUGUUAUUCGUUUGUCAGCCGUCAUUUUUUUUGUGCUUGUUUAAGAUUGUAUUUUUGUGUUCUAAUAUUAGCCUUAUAAUAGGGACAAUAUGUAGAUACAAAGCUCCAAACAGCUGCAGUCACAGAUCAGCUGUUGCAGUUUGUGCCUCGACAUCCUUUCCUGUCACAGCUUCAGUGACGCUUUGGAAGCAAUAUAUGCAUGAAGAGGAGACUCCGCCCCCUACCUGCCCGCCUGGUGCCGUUAGGAGACACUUUGUAAUGUUGGACUCAUCUUCGCUGUAAAUGUUUUAUAACACAUACGUCUGAAAAUGUUGAUUAAAUGAAAACAAAUGUUUCCUCCCAACAAAUGUUUUGCCACAAAAGGAGCAUUCCCAGUUUUACACUACUCCAAUUUGGGAGACACUAGUUUUUUAAGCAGAAAUUUAUACCAAUAUUCCUUAAAUUCAAGAAGUCUGUAAAAAAAAACCUCAAAUAUACUUUGUAUUGUCUUGAAGAUGAACAUUUCUUAUUAAUAAACAUGGGAAAUAAACUGU